Aspergillus calidoustus is the source of this 1776-nucleotide messenger RNA. Lineage: Eukaryota; Fungi; Ascomycota; Eurotiomycetes; Eurotiales; Aspergillaceae. The record is from the annotation of a GenBank genome assembly.
AUGGCCGAGCAUUCUGCUAAAUCAGUUGAUCCUGGCGUGGAGUCCAAGGGGGCUUUCAAUGCACAACCUGAUAUUGAACGUGUCGCUACGACCUCGACUGAACUCCAUGGCUCCACGACGGCCGUUCACCCUGACAAUGUCGGGUAUCACCGUUCCCUCACCAGGCGGAAAGUCAUGAUGAUGACUUUUGGUGCUGGGAUUGGAACGGGAUUGUGGGUUGGCACUGGUCAGGCGUUGCAUUAUGCUGGUCCGGCAGGCCUUGCCCUUACCUAUACUCUCACAGCAAUCAUCGUCUACGCCCAAUACUCGUCCGUCGGCGAAAUGACCACAUACAUGCCUGUCCACGGCGGGUUCAUCCGUCAGUGCUCGGAAUUCGUCGACCCAGCGUUUGGUUUUGCCAUUGGCAUCAAUUUCUGGUUUGCCUGGGUAAUGAUAAUCCCCGCCGAAAUAACCGCCGCCGUAAGCGUCCUCAAAUUCUGGCCGCAAACCGAUGCCCUCCCACUCGCAGCCUACAUCACAAUCUUCAUCGUCGUCCUCGCCGUGGCAAACAUGUUUCACGUGAAGGUGUACGGGUAUAUCGAGUACUACAUGUCGUUCAUCAAGUGCCUCGCCGUCAUGCUGAUGAUCUGCUUCAUGUUCAUCAUGACCUCUGGUGGGAUCAAGGCGACGGGUGGACCGAUUAUCUUCAGUUAUUGGAAGAACCCCGGCGCGUUCAAUAAUGGGAUCAAGGGGAUUGCGAAGAGCUUUGUGCAAGCGGCGUUUAGUUUUGGGGGUGGCGAACACAUCGCCGUAAUAGCCGGCGAAGUCGCAGACCCACGCCACACAAUCAAAAAAACCGUCCGCCCCGUCUUCUGGCGCAUGUUCACCUUCUUCGUCGCGAACAUCUGGCUCGUCGGAAUGUGCGUACCCUCCAACGACCCAGACCUAAUCAACGGGGCCGGAACACUGGGUUCCCCCUUCGUCAUUGCCCUGAAACGUGCAGACGUGUGGGGUCUCGCGCACGCAAUCAACGGGUUUAUUUUUCUGAGUGUGAUCUCGUGCGGCGUGACGAGUGUGUAUGUUGCUAGUCGGAGUCUGACGGCGCUGGCGGAUCUGGGGAUUGUGCAUGGGUUCUUCGGACGGAAGGAUAGCGCGGGGAGGCCCUAUGUUGCGAUUGCGAUUUGUUUGGGCCUCGGGGGUGGGUUGUGCUAUUUGAAUGUGGAUAGUACGGGGACGGUCGUUUAUGGGUGGUUUUCCUCGUUGGUAGGCAUCACCCCUCUGUGCUUCCCUGCCUCCUUUACCUUCUCAGGUUCUGCCUUUCAUAUCGCCCACUCGGCUAUGCUAACCAAGGCUACUGUGCAGGUCGCAAUAGCAACCCUCUUCCAAUGGGCCUCAAUCUACAUCGCGCAUCUCCGCUUCCGAACCGGUCUCCGCGCACAGGGAAAAGACCUAUCCACGCUCCCCUUCAAAGGUAUGCUCACGCCCUACGCGCAGUACUUUAGUCUGGUGAUUGUCCUCUUCAUCUUCGGGUGCGAGUUCUACCUCGCGUGUUUCCCGUUCGGUGAAAAGGGGUCGGCGAAGAGUUUCUUCUCGACGUAUCUGGCUGCGCCGUUGUUUGUUUUUGAUUAUUUUGUUUACAAGUCGUGGUUCAAGACGAAGAUUGUCAACCCGAGCGAGAUGGACUUUUCGCCCGCGAUUGUGUUUGAUGAGGAGGAUCGGGCCAGAGAGGAGAGGGUUGAGGAAAAGGGAGAGAAGAAACCGUGGUUGAAGAGGAUGCAGUAUGUGGUAUUUGGCUAG